Magnolia sinica is the source of this 501-nucleotide messenger RNA. RefSeq lists its product as uncharacterized. Gene Ontology annotation, molecular function: nucleic acid binding; zinc ion binding. The transcript has 2 exons. Lineage: Eukaryota; Viridiplantae; Streptophyta; Magnoliopsida; Magnoliales; Magnoliaceae. The coding region runs from base 1 to 396 and encodes 131 amino acids. The record is from RefSeq and is a predicted model, not a curated record.
AUGGUGCUUGCUGUGUCCACCACUGCACCAACACGUGGCUCCUCUUCUUUAACCUGUCGUGGCUGCAACAAGGUGGGUCAUGUUGUCGCUCAAUGCAAAGAAUGGUGCGCUUAUUGUCGACGAACUGGUCAUGGUAUUCAAGACUGCCGUACACGUGCAUAUGCAUCUUCUUCCGUCCGUGGACGUGGUGGUCGUGGUCGUGGCCGUGGUCGUGCUCUUUCUGCUACUGCUGCCACUAUUUCUUCCGAGCCGACUGUUACUGAUUCUACAUCUACUGUUUCUGCUGAAGGUCUUUCAUCUCCGUUGACUCCUGCGAUGCUCCAACAAAUCGUUCAGGCCCUUUCUGCGGCCGGUAUGUCAGGAUCUGGCGACGGGGAAGGUACUUGGGAGGGGUAGGCGGCAUGGUCGUCUGUACGUGCUGGAUUUUGAUCCAUCUGUCACUCCGGCUCGUUGUUUCUUUUCUCCUUCUUCAUCAGAUAUUUCUUUGGCAAAUAAAUUGUG